AUGAGAUAUGCAAUUUUCAGAAUAGAAAAUAAAAUAUAAUAGAGAGGCUGUAUGGAGUUUUGGCUUAGAAUCAUUUGCCUUCUAUCUAUUUCAAUAUUUUAAGAUUAAAAAACAAAAAAAAAAAAUUGUGCCUCCUGAUUUUUGAGGAAUAAAUCCUUUUUAUUUGGAUUUCCUACUAGAAUUAUCCCCAAAAAUGUCUGAUCUUCCUUUUGGACCUCCAGUGCGAGUAUCGCCACUCAUCAGGUUUGGUCGUUGGUCAUUCCUGACGGCCGGUGUCCUGUACGGGGCCUUCCACCAAAGCAGGCUGUCCAAGAAGGAGGCCAAGUUCCGUGAGAUCGAGGCCAAAGAGAAGGUGGUCAGGGACGCUAAGAUCAAGGCAGAGAAGGAGAUGGCUGCCGCUGCGGAACUCAAAUCUUUAGAAGAGAUGGUCAACACUCCCAAGAAAUGAACCGGAAGCGCCAA
Chilo suppressalis (striped riceborer) is the source of this 462-nucleotide messenger RNA. Lineage: Eukaryota; Metazoa; Arthropoda; Insecta; Lepidoptera; Crambidae. The record is from the annotation of a GenBank genome assembly.